AUGGAGCAUGCUGCUUCGGCUAACGUCGUGGUUUAUCCAAAGGGUAUGAGAGAAAUAGUGAAGUAUACAAAAGAUCGUUACAAGAAUCCCGUCAUGUACAUCACUGAAAAUGGGUAUAGUGAUGUCAACAAUCAGACGUUGCCACUUCAGGAAGCUCUCAGGGACAAAGGAAGGAAGGAUUACGUUCAAAAGCAUCUCGUGAGCCUUCUCAAGGCCAUCAAGGAGGAUGGGGCAAAUGUGAAAGGGUACUUUGCAUGGGCCUUAACGGACAACUUAGAGUGGCAAUUAGGAUACAGCGUUCGGUUUGGUCUUUACCUUGUCGACUUCCAAGACAACCUCAAACGCUAUCCCAAGGAAUCGGCCAAGUGGUACAGCAAAUUCCUUGCAAAAAACUAAACUGAUUUUAUUCUCUGUGUGUG
Tarenaya hassleriana is the source of this 419-nucleotide messenger RNA. RefSeq names its product beta-glucosidase 13-like. Gene Ontology annotation, biological process: carbohydrate metabolic process. The record is from RefSeq and is a predicted model, not a curated record. Gene Ontology annotation, molecular function: beta-glucosidase activity. The transcript is spliced from 4 exons. Lineage: Eukaryota; Viridiplantae; Streptophyta; Magnoliopsida; Brassicales; Cleomaceae. Bases 1 to 396 code for a protein of 131 amino acids.